Stylonychia lemnae is the source of this 1119-nucleotide messenger RNA. The record is from the annotation of a GenBank genome assembly. NCBI's taxonomy places the organism in Eukaryota, Ciliophora, Spirotrichea, Sporadotrichida, Oxytrichidae.
AUGAAAUCCUACUCAAGUCUAGCAGUUGCUGCUUUCAUCGGAGUUGCAUAAGGAGCCUAACUAAUAAUGUCACCAGAGACCUAUUUCAUUCCAGGUUUAGUUAAUCCAUAUGUUGAAGCACCACAGUAUUAUGACCCACUUUAUCAACAAAAGCAUCAACUCAAGGAGCAAGCUUACCUCGAGACCAUGCAAAAAAUCUACGGAACCAAGGUUCAAGGUGGAAACCCACUCGAAGAUGUUGAGAGAGAAAUGAAACAAGCUACAUAUCUCUCUGGAAUGCAAAAUAUUUAUGGACACUAUGCUAACGUAUAAUCACCACAGUUUGGUUACUAUGAUCCUCUUUAUCAACAAAAACAUCAACUUAAGUAACAAUCAUAUCUUGAGACUAUGCAAAAGAUAUACGGCACCAAAGUCUAAGAGCCAAACGUUGAAGGAUAAAAUCCACUUUCAGACCUUGAGAGAGAAAUGAAGCAACAAACUUAUCUUUCAGGCAUGCAAAAUAUCUAUGGUCACUACGCUAACGUCUAAUCACCACAGUUCGGAUAUUAUGACCCACUCUACCAACAAAAGCAUCAACUUAAGCAGCAGUCAUACCUUGAGACCAUGCAAAAAAUCUACGGAACCAAGGUCCAAGAGCCAAAUGUUGAGAAAGGUAACCCCUUAUCUGAUUUAGAGAGAGAAAUGAAGCAAUAAACCUACUUAAGCGGCAUACAAAACAUCUACGGCCACUAUGCCAACGUACAAUCACCACAAUGGGGAUACUACGACCCACUUUACCAACAAAAACAUCAACUCAAGGAGCAAUCCUAUCUCGAGACCAUGCAAAAGAUUUAUGGCACCAAGGUCUAAUCAGCACCAUUAUCACUCGAGUAAAAGCUUAAAAAUUACGAGAGAGAUAUGAAGUAAUAAACUGAAGAUAGCAUGGAUCAAUCAGUUAUUGAUAGAUCAACUAACUACGAUGUUUAUGGAAACCCUAUCCUCAGCAAAGAGUAAAAAUCUGAAUUAUAAGGCAUCUCAAUGUACAAAGAUAUCUACAAUCCAACUGUUGAAGCCUAUCUUUAAACUUACCCAUCGAGAGAUGGAAGCAUUAUUGCUAUAAUGGAAGAAGAAGACUGGUGA